AUGGGAAUCACUCUUGCCAAAAUCCUCCUCAUCUCCUACUUUUGUCUUGUCUUGCUACUUCAUUCCUCCUACGCUCCGCCGUUUCCCGGUCAAGGCGAACCGGAGCCAUUCCACCCAUCCAGCUAUCAAGUCUGGAUCACGGACCUUAUCCAACGCCCUUCUUUGACUUUCCGUUGCCAGUCAAAGGACAAUGACCUCGGAUACCACACGCUCAAUUUCAGGCAAAAAUACCAUUGGGAAUUCAAACUCAAUUUCUGGGGCUCGACUCUUUUCUUUUGCCAUUUCUACUGGAACGGCAAACAACAGGUUUUCGAUGUCUUCAAUGGCCGUAAAGAUCAUUUUACCGUGAUCAAUUGGGUGGUAAAAGAAGAUGGCUUCUAUAAGGUGGUUGGAAAAGUGAAUUGGGAGGACAAAGAUUUGGUGAAGGCUUAUUCUUGGAGUUAG
Striga asiatica is the source of this 444-nucleotide messenger RNA. The record is from the annotation of a GenBank genome assembly. NCBI's taxonomy places the organism in Eukaryota, Viridiplantae, Streptophyta, Magnoliopsida, Lamiales, Orobanchaceae.